AGAGUUUCCAGAAAGGUUCUCCCCACGAAAAUAAUAUGAAAACUAUACGCCGAAAGCAACAUUCAACGUUCCACCAGAUUUAUAAAUGUAAGCUUUCAAUAACCCAUUUCUUCGUCUUCUUCGAUUGUCCUUAGAUUUUUCUUCUUUCAUUUUCGCGAGAAAAUCGCAAGUGGGAAAAUGGGUCUUUUUGAUCUUGAGGAGCACUUUGCGUUCUACGGAGCAUACCACAGAAACCCAGUUAACAUUCUGCUACACACCUUGUUUGUGUGGCCCAUAUUUUUCACUGGUCUUAUUCUUUUCCACUUCACACCUCCUCUCUACGAUCUAUCGCAUAUUGGGUUCGUCCCAUCAGCGUUUCUUGAUCAAGGCUAUGUAUUGAAUUUCGGUUUCUUGUUUGCUCUGUUCUACGGUUUGUUCUAUAUGUGUUUGGAUAAGAAAUCUGGGUCUUUCGCUGCUUUGCUGUGUCUUGCUUGCUGGGUUGGUGCCAGCUCUGUCGCUAUGAGGCUUGGGUUCUCACUUGCUUGGAAGGUUGUGUUGGCUUCGCAGUUGUUCUGUUGGACAGGACAGUUUCUAGGCCAUGGAGUGUUUGAGAAACGGGCUCCUGCUCUCUUGGAUAACCUUGUUCAAGCCUUUCUGAUGGCACCAUUCUUUGUAUUGCUGGAGGCUCUGCAAAUAUGCUGCGGCUAUGAACCAUAUCCGGGGUUUCAUGAGCGCGUAAAAGCAAAAAUUGUAGCUGAUGUUAAGGAAUUCGAGGACGGAAAGAAAAAGAAAAGUUCUUAGCUGAAAUUGUAAGUUUGGAUAUGUAGCUCAUUAAGUAACUCUGGAUACAAAAUGAAAAGAUAUCUCGUAAGUUUCCACGUGUUGUGUCAAAUUAAGCCGCAGGCUCCACUGGUGGUGUUGCCUUUCCGUCAAACCAUAGCCAUGUAUUAUGUACCAACUAAAUAGCAGGAAUACAUUUUGUUCUUUAUGUUCAAGGCAUGUUUUCUUGUGGAAUGUGUUGGAGAUAUUACUUCUCAUGUAAUUGUGUAUUGUUAACCUGGUAAGCAUGAA
Molecule: messenger RNA, 1050 nt
Organism: Tripterygium wilfordii
Lineage: Eukaryota; Viridiplantae; Streptophyta; Magnoliopsida; Celastrales; Celastraceae
Product: 2-hydroxy-palmitic acid dioxygenase MPO1-like
Exons: 4
Coding region: 178-780 (200 amino acids)
Biological process (GO): sphingoid catabolic process
Cellular component (GO): endoplasmic reticulum
Source: RefSeq, a predicted model, not a curated record